AACUCUCGCCCUGAAAUCGUUGUUUCUCCUUGACUCCUUCGAUAUCCUCCCAGAAAAUCACUUGCCAUGGCGAGCAGGUUCAACAUGAUCUGCAUCGCGGCCGCUCUCGCCGCCGCCGCCCUCCUCUUCACCGCCCCACAAGCUCAAGCAUCGUCAUGGGACACGGACAUGGUGCCGGUGUGGCCGCCGUUCGCCGUGAUUGAGGAGAUGGCCGGCGCGGGGGCUCCGACGUGCCUGCAAUGCCGGUGCUGCUCCAAGGCGAACCCGAGCAGCUGCCAGAUGACCACCUGCUGCUCCUCCUUUAAUUGCGACCCUACCGGGAAGUGCAGCCUCGUGCAGACCAAGUGCGGCUGCAACGGCUGCUAAAUUCAGAACGGUCGGCGGCGUCUCCAUCCUCCCUGAAUCCGGAAUGUUUUGUUUGUUGAUCGUCUUUUCUUCUUCUGUAUCUCUAGAGGAUAGUGCAUCAGAUGGGCUUUCUUAUAGGAUACUGGAAAUGGGGGCUAGGCCCAACUUUGGUUUUGGCAGGCAGCAAAUUGCAUGGAUAUAUUAAGUUAAUGGGCCGAGAGACCAGCAAUGCUCGUACGUGUCUGCUCGAUCUUCUGAAUCUGAAUGUACCGUUCCCCACAAAACCCAAAUCUCAUACUCCUAUUUUUUUUUAAAAAAACAAAUUGGUAAAAAAUAAGCAAAUCUCCUAUUUUUACGGCUGUUUCCGCCUACCUGCGACCGCGUCGGCGU
Brachypodium distachyon (stiff brome) is the source of this 735-nucleotide messenger RNA. RefSeq lists its product as uncharacterized. The transcript has 2 exons. The coding region runs from base 67 to 366 and encodes 99 amino acids. The record is from RefSeq and is a predicted model, not a curated record. Lineage: Eukaryota; Viridiplantae; Streptophyta; Magnoliopsida; Poales; Poaceae.